GCUUGUACAAAGGGUUACAACAGAAAUGGCGUCGCAGUAAGGCGUAAGUUACAGAGAGAUGGCACUUGGUGAAUUCGGGAGUGACCUGGCGAACCAUUAUGAAGAGCACGAAUGGAAUUUGGCGCUUGCCUUUUUCUACUCUCUCACUGUUUUAACAACUAUAGGUUACGGCAACAUCGCACCAAGAACAAUCCUCGGUAAAGGCGUGACGAUCGUGUAUGCUUUGAUAGGCAUACCUCUAACCCUCGUCUACCUAUCGAGCGUCGGAUCUCUCCUCUCCAAAAUGGCACGAAGCGUCUUCAGCAGAGCCCUCUGCUGCUGCCUUUGUUCAAAUUGCGGCUACUGCUGCUACGACGAAAGAAGAAUGGCCGAAAAAGAACGCAGAAUGAAGCUCAAAAGACAACAAGAAGAAAUGCUAAACAGCCAGAACACAAGCAAAACUCCCACAGAAGAAUGCUACGUACUAAAACCGGAUAGCACAAAAGACCUGUCUCUUUCCGAAAGACCAACCACAAGUACAGCCAAAGAUGACAUCAUAAGAUGGCCAGAUACAGACUCAAAACUAUCCAUGCACGGCUUGAGCAUUCUAGCCCCUGUUCUCUUAUGUUUAGCAGCUAUAUUUAUAUACAUAGUUAUCGGAGCAGUAGUUCUAUUCAAAAUAGAUAAUCUGGGUAUUAUAGAUGGUUUUUAUUUCUGUUUUAUGGCGUUAAGCACCAUUGGUUUCGGUAAUAUUGUUCCUGGUAUGACAUAUACUACAAUAAAAGGUGUUAGGUACUACACCAUCAAAUCUACCACUCUGUGGUUCUGUUCUGCGUAUACGCUAACGGGAUUGGCGUUAACAGCAAUGUGUUUCGGCGUGAUCCACGACGAAAUUAUCUAUAGGAUAAAGCAUCAGCAGAAGCAGUGGUCACAGAAGGGAAACACAGUCAAUGAUGGAGUUAAUAUAAACGAUCCAUUUUACAUGAACUCCUGACAAAUGUAUAGUAAGAGUAAGUCAGAGAAUCUGUACAGCAUUAUGGAAGAUAGUUCUUUAGAGCGUAACAGAAUCGAAAUUGACAAUAGAGAAGUAGUUCUUAGUGUAGAUGAUAUAUCGACGGCCGUGGACCCAAAUGCAGAGUUCCCACCGCCGCCUCCAGAAGAAGAAAUCGUUGCAAUUGUGACGAAAAAAGAACCUAAAGGUUUUGGUAAUAUGGUCGCUUAAAAUGCGUUACCAGAAAUGCUGGAACAUGUUAACACAUAAUCUAAAAAGACUUGAGAAUUUUUGAUUGAUUAUUUUUUCUAAUUUUUUUUUCUGAUUGUGAGAUUCUUAGUUAUACAAUAUUGAGAUAUCACGCGAAGUUUUGUCGAAUUUACUUUUUUCCAAUGUGAUUGUAAUUAUGUAUAUAUUCUUGUAAAUAUUGUAAUUAAUCUAGUGUUAGAAACUGAUGUCUGACAUCUUUUAUCAGAUCUAUU
Molecule: messenger RNA, 1452 nt
Organism: Spodoptera litura
Lineage: Eukaryota; Metazoa; Arthropoda; Insecta; Lepidoptera; Noctuidae
Biological process (GO): potassium ion transmembrane transport; stabilization of membrane potential
Cellular component (GO): plasma membrane
Molecular function (GO): potassium ion leak channel activity; outward rectifier potassium channel activity
Source: RefSeq, a predicted model, not a curated record